Messenger RNA from Mauremys mutica (yellowpond turtle), 1317 nucleotides. RefSeq names its product nucleoredoxin like 2 (gene NXNL2). The transcript has 3 exons. The record is from RefSeq and is a predicted model, not a curated record. Bases 393 to 863 code for a protein of 156 amino acids. Lineage: Eukaryota; Metazoa; Chordata; Testudines; Geoemydidae. Gene Ontology annotation, biological process: photoreceptor cell maintenance; sensory perception.
CUAAGGGCAGUUGGGGGGGUGGAGCUGAAGGGAAGAGGGCGAAGGAGAGGAGCUGCAGGUGCUGUAGCUGUGACUCCGGUGAAGCCGGAGCAGUGAUGCAGCCACCGCCCCCGGUGCUGAGCAGAAAUGAGAUUUUGCGCUAGGCCCUGAGGCGCUCGGCCGGGGCCGGCCGGCCGGCGGCAGCGGAGAAGCAGCGAGCGGACAGGGAGCAGGCAGGCGCCUUCCGUGCAGAGCCGCUUGCCCCCCGCCCCCAGCCGGUGCCCGGGCGGGGAGAUGCUGGCGCGGGCUGCGGCCCCAGGGAAGGAGUCUGCCUACGCCCCUCGCGCACCGUAGCCCAGCACUCGCCCCUCCGAGAAGCGCGGGGCCCGGGUAGCCUGGGCUGCGGCGGCGGGAUGGUGGAUGUGUUCAGCGGGCGGCCCCUGCUCACGCGGGACGGGCACGCCGUGGAUCCCGAGGAGGUUUUGCAGAACAAGAUCGUGGGCUUGUACUUCUCGGCCGGCUGGUGCUCCCCGUGCCGGGACUUCACCCCGGUCCUGUGCGACUUCUACAGCGAGCUGCUGGAGGGCGCCCGCCCGCCGGCCCCCUUCGAGGUCGUCUUCAUCUCGUCCGACCGCAGCCCCGAGGAGAUGGCCGAGUACAUGCACGACAUGCACGGGGACUGGCUGGCGCUGCCCUUCCACGACCCCUACAAGCAUGAUUUGAAGAAGAAAUACAAUAUAACGGCCAUCCCCAAACUGGUGAUUGUGAAACAAACUGGAGAAGUCAUUACUGACAAGGGAAGGAAACAGAUCAGAGAAAGAGGGCUAAGCUGCUUCCAAAACUGGCUCGAGGGGGCAGAUGUCUUUCAGAAUUUUUCUAACUGAACAAACAUUGGGAGAUGCAAGCAAAACAGUUAGACAAGGCUUGUGGGGGAACUUGCAGAGUUCCCAAACUAUAACUUCUUUGGUUAGAACAGAGGGCAUUGUUGAUUAGGAGCCAUUACAUUUUAGGCCAAACUGUAGAAAGCAGAAUAUGCCAAUAGGCUAACAUAGUUCAGAACAAAUGCACUUACCAUUUUAUUCAUGUUGUCUUGUUUGCUGCAAUUAGUACGAACACCAAAGCAUUCAUAAUAAUAUUCAAGAGUUGUGUAUUGUAGGGAUCUUUCAGACAGAUAGAAGGGCAGUCCUGUGAAAUCUAUGCAAAUGUUUUAUUUUUGCAGAUGUGUACAGGUAAAAAAAACCCAUAUUUUUCUCAACAAGAAGAUUUUUCUGGCGAUUAGCACAUAAUUUAUAUUUAUUGAUAAAACCGAAGUAUACUUGCUUUAAUAAAGUACUAUUU